Messenger RNA from Pomacea canaliculata, 8105 nucleotides. RefSeq names its product sister chromatid cohesion protein PDS5 homolog A-like. The transcript has 35 exons. Gene Ontology annotation, biological process: mitotic sister chromatid cohesion; DNA repair. NCBI's taxonomy places the organism in Eukaryota, Metazoa, Mollusca, Gastropoda, Architaenioglossa, Ampullariidae. Bases 238 to 4800 code for a protein of 1520 amino acids. The record is from RefSeq and is a predicted model, not a curated record. Gene Ontology annotation, cellular component: nucleus; chromatin.
GUUUGCUUAUAUUUGAUGAUACCAUUUUUAAAGUUUGUUUAGCAAGUACGAAACAGGUGAUUGUUAUUGCUCUUGUUCCUCGUUCUAAAAAAAGCUGAUAAACCAAUCAGAAAUGAGGAUCUUGUCGUGUUAGAGAAAAGCGCACUCUUUCGCGCGGGUAAGCGUUACACCUUAUUGCUUGGAGUAUUGUUAAUUUUUGUGGAGUUUUCUCAUGCUUGAGAUGCGCUGAGAGACAAAAUGGCAAAGAACAUCGCUAAGGGUAGCAAAGUUGUUUACCCACCAGGAUGUAAAGAACUAACAGAAGAGUUAGGCAAAGAUGAACUGAUCAAGCGUUUGAAGUUAUUGGCCCGUGCCUUUCAGGACAUGGGCCAAGAUGACAACGAACAGUACUCUAGCCUUGCACUUUACAUAGCUUCUGACUUCUUUAUGGAUCAUCCUAGCAAAGAUGUCCGACUGCUGAUUGCAUGUUGUAUAGCUGAUGUCUUCAGAAUCUUUGCUCCUGAAGCUCCAUACAGGGAUCAGGAUCAUUUGAAGGAAAUUUUCAAGUUCUUGAUACAACAGUUGCGUGGACUUGAAGAUCCAGAUUCUCCUUCGUUCAGGCGAUACUUUUAUCUUUUGGAGAAUCUGGCAUGGGUCAAGUCAUUCAAUAUUUGCCUUGAACUGGAUGAUAAUCAGGAAAUAUUUUGUGCUUUAUUCAAGCUGAUGUUUUCUAUCGUAAGUGACAAACACUCAAGUAAAGUGAAGAACUUCAUGCUUGAUAUGAUGACACCACUAAUUGUAGAAGCGGACUCUGUCUCCCAGGAGCUUCUGGAUGUCAUUCUUAUGAACAUGGUUGAGCCAAGACGGGGUCACAACAAAGUUGCAUAUGGAAUGGCUAAAGAUCUUCUUCGCAGAACUAGCAAUGCCAUUGAGCCUUAUGUGAAUGCUUUUUUCAAUAACAUGCUUAUGUUGGGCAAAACAUCAGAGAGUGAAGUGUCAAAUCAUCUGUAUGAGCUUAUUUAUGAGCUGAAUCAAGUGUCCCCCUCCAUUCUUUUUGCGGUGCUUCCUCAGUUGGAGUUUAAACUCAAGAGCAAUGAGGAACAUGAGCGAAAAAAUGUCACAAAGCUGCUAGCAAAGAUGUUCUCAGAACAGGGCUCAGACCUGGCAUUAAAAAACAAGCCAUUGUGGGUUUGUUUUCUAGGAAGAUUCAAUGAUAUCAGCAUUUCUGUGCGAACUAUCUGUGUUCAGUAUGCACAGCAUUUUAUUCUCAACCAUCCUGAGCUGGUCAAAGACAUUCUUGAACAAAUGAAGGUCAGGCAACAUGACCCUGAGGAGACUGUGCGUAUGGAGGUGGUGAACUGCAUGCUGCAGGUAGCGAAACGAGACUUCAGUGUUGUUACUGAUGAAAUGCUAGUUUUCAUCAGGGAAAGAACCCUGGAUAAAAAGUUCAAAAUUCGUCGUGAGGCACUACUAGGACUUGGCAAUAUCUAUAAGACUGUGAUGAGCAAAGAUCCUGUUGACCCACAAGAGGCUGCACGGGUAGACUGGAUCAGAAACAAGGUUUUUCAUCACUAUUACCAGAAUAGCAAUGAUGACAGGUUGUUGGUGGAGCGCAUCCUCAAUAUUCAUUUGGUGCCAUACACUUUAUCUGUAGAGGAAAGAAUGCGCAAACUGCUGGAGUUGUACUGCUCACUGGAUGACAAUGCAGUCAAAGCCUUUACAGAAAUGUUAAAACACAGAAAUAAUGUGAGACAAGUCUUGCACCAGUUGAUUGAUGCCCAUGAGAAACAGGACCAGCCCAAUCCACCUCCAAUCAUUCCAAGACUCUCUGCUCUGGCCCGUACACUUCCAGAGCAGCAAAAACCACAUGACUACAUUAAAAAACUCAACAUUAGCCUGCGUGAUGACCGGCGCAUGCGGUACCUUUUUAAGACACUAGUUGGCACUGACUGCUCUUGCAAAAGAGCUGAGGACACUGUGAAAGAAGUCUUGAAGAAAGUUGGCUGCCCCCCAGGCCAGAACACAUUUUACUACAACUUAGUAAAGUCCCUGCUGGAAAGAGUGGCACCCGUCAUGAUUGAUUCCAGUGCUGUACUUCAUCUAGUGAAGCUAGUAGAUGAACUCAUUACUGGCCGUGGUCCACUGGCAGACCUUGUGGACAAUGCCCCUUCUAAAGGCAUCAAAUUGCUGCUGACAUUGUCCUUCGCAUAUCCCCAUUGCUUUAGGUCUAAGGAAGUGUAUGAAGCAUUCCUCACCUUUUUGAAACAUGACGAUGAUGUUGUAUGUAAGUUUAUUUUAUAUUUUUUUUUAUCUCACGGGUCUGGUUUAGAGGAACAGCAUCCAACGGUGUACAUGAGUCUGUUGCCUGUGCUCAUCAACUUGGCCAAAAUGGGAACACCAAAACAGACGAAACAUGCUAUUCGCUGCAUCAACAUUAUCUGUCGCAACAAGGAGCCCAUCCUGACGCAAGUGUUUGAGCAUGUACAGAAAUCCCUGAAUCCUGACUCAGCAAACUACAUUACAUCCAUUGUGGCCUUGGGUCACAUUGCUCAGCUAUGUCCACAAACUUUUGCCACAGAGAUGAAGAAUAUAGUCACCAAAAUAAUUGUUAAAGACCUUCUGAUGCAAGAUAGGACAUCUGGUCCACCUACAGAGGAUGGGUGGUAUGCUGAUCACCUGGUCACUGAGGAAACUCAGGCGAAGGUACAAGCCAUGAAGCUUUUAGUGCGGUGGCUACUUGGCCUGAAAAAUAAUACCAACAACUCUGGUACCUCUACCUUGCGCCUGCUGUAUACCGUGAUUAUACAUGAAGGGGACCUUAUGGAACAAGGAAGAAUCAACAAACCAGAAUUGGCCAGGCUGCGGCUUCAGGCAGGGUGCUGCAUGAUGAAGCUAGCAGAAGAACCGUGUUUUGGUGACAUCAUCACACGUGAGCAGUUCCAGGCUUUAGCAUUGCUUAUCAACGACACGUGUUACCAUGUGCGGCUACAAUUCGCCCUUAAACUACACAAAGGUUUGCUAAGCUUGCGCUUGCCACUGGAAUAUAUGAGCAUCUUCUCCUUGGCAGCUAAUGACCCACUGAAGGAGAGGCGCUUACAGCUCCGGCAGUUCCUUGCCACGAACGUCCAAAAACGCAGAGAUUACCUCAGACAAAAUCCUAAUGCCAGAGGUUUGACAGCGUCCAUCCUACCAGACUAUGUUGUGCCAUACACCAUCCACCUGCUUGCUCAUGAUCCAGAUUUCAAGACCUAUGAUCAUGUGGAGUCUCUCAAGAAUCUGAAGGAAUGCCUGUGGUUUAUUCUGGAGCCUUUGGUAAAAAGAGCAGAAGACUACAAUUAUGCAUUUCUGCGCCGUUUGAUUGAGAAAAUCAAACAGACCAAAGAUGCCCAAGGCCCAGAUGAUGAAGAGAUGAACAAGAAGCUGUAUGCUGUAUGUGAUCUUGCUCUUGGUCUGAUGAACAUUCGUGUAUCAAACGUAACACUCAAGGACAGCAAUGCAGAGCCACUGCUACCUUCCAAACUCUUCACGGCAGCUGACAAAUCAUUUAAAAACCUGCAGAGCUAUCUACCCAAAGACUUUCCAUUGGAUGCCAGGCAACACCGGGGAUUUAUUGGGUUUGGUGGGAAGACUCAGACAACCACAGAAAUCAUUGUCAUGAGUCAUGCUCCCAUUGUCAACCCUCUUCCCAAAAGUCCUCGGGUCAGCAGGAGGCGAGAGAGGGAGCCACAACAACACGCAGAGUCCGGGCAAGACAGCGAUGCAAAUGACAGCCGAGACACCAGUAACUCAGAGUCUCCAAAACCUGGAGGCACACAGAGUCAGGAUUCUGAAAAAAUAACACGAAGCAAACGCUUGGGGAAAGCAGAAGAAAUAGGUGGUAGAAGAACAAGUGGAAGCAAAGGAGAAGAUUCCUCUGAUUCUGCUUCUGAAGCAAAGACUGUGAAAACAGGCACAAAGCAGACAAAACUAGAAGACUUUAGCUCCAAAACAAAGAGUGGUGGAGCUGACAAAGACUCCGUUGUGAAUGGUUCAUCAAAGACAGUGGGUCGAAGGACAGGUCGAAGUGGUGCAGGUGGUAGUUCUCAUAGUGGUCCUGUAGAAGGCGAUUCUAAGGCAGCAACUUCAGAACAAAACAGACCUUCAACACGCAAGCGUCGAGCUAGUGGCGAAGAUGGUGGUGGAGCUGGAAAACGUGGUAGAGGAACAGAAAGUGAGAAGAAGCAGCAAGCUGUGAUGAAAAAGCCAACGGCAGGAUCAACAAGCACAGCUGAGGUUUUUGAUCCAGCAGAAACACCCACGUCACAAGAUGCUGCUACUUUUAGUCGCACAGCCCCCAGGAAGCGGGCACCUUCUCCAUCAUCUUCACCACCUCAGCAACACACAGUGCCUGUGAAGAAGACAAGGUUAACACGAGGUGAUCUCAAAAAUAGCGAGGAGAGUGAGACUCAAAAAUCUUCAGGUACAGAAAGUCCUCAUGAAGUUCCGUCCCCACCUGACCUUGAAGCUGCAAAGGCUAGCAGCAGAAAGGGAAUACAACCUGCAGCAGCACAUGCAAGUACUUCCACGGCCAGUGCACCGUCCUCAGCCAGAAACAUUCGGAGAGGUCGCCCAUUAUCCAAUGGCACAUCAGAUGGUGAGGACCACAGCACUCAAGAUACUGAUUCACAGGGAUCUAGUGCUUCCAGCAAGCUGGCGGCACUUACACGUGCUAUUGAGCUUGUUCCAGCAGUGAAGGCCACUGCCCCUAGUAAAGAAGAGGAGGAGGAGGAGGACGAUGACACUUUACAGGUAAAAAGACGAAUGAGGCCUCGGAAAAAGUGACCCGAGCCUGCUGCACAUGCCUAUGUUGACUUGAGAGAAUGAUAGUGUAUGAUUGUACAUUCACAUCCAGAAACAAAUUGUAUCUUUUGUUGCUGACUAGGAAUCUUUUGUACACCUGUGAGUAGGACUAUUGGAUGAUAUGGAUCUUGUUUGACAUGUUUUUGUGUAAUGUAUUUUACAUUGUUGGCAUUGCAUUCUUUUACCAUACCACUUAGUGCUCAUCACCUUAACUUAUCACUCAUGAGCGAUGGUGUUCUGUUCCAGUUUUCAUUGCAUGAUAUUGUACACUUUACCCAUCAUUUCACAAAUUACUUUUGUUGUCAUGGAUUCAUUCUAUUCCCUAGCCUUCCCACUACAUCCUUUUUUCCCUCUUGGUUACUUUUGUAUGACAAAAAACAGCUCUCAGGAAGUUGCACAGAUUCUUUUAAAAAAAAAAAGACAAAAUAUUGAAGAACUACCACACAGUAAAUGCAAGUCCGAUGUGUUUGUCAGCAAAAGGGUGUUACAAGUUUGAACUGUUAUUUAAAACAUUUGUUUGAGGCAACAAAAUGAAAACUGCGAUUGCUGAGAGAUGUGUGCAGUCCACUGCUGUGAACUUUUCUAGCAAAAGUGUAUGUCAUUCAGACCUUCCACAUCUGAACCGCUUUCUUUUCUUUUUUUAGUUAUUGUUUGUGGACAUAUCAUGUAAGUUUUAUCUUAGUGAAAACUAAAAUUUAUGUGAUUUACCCCAUCCCAACCUACCCUGGAAUUCAGCACUAUUUACAGAAAUAUCUAUAGGUUAAAAUUAUUUCUCUGAAAUGUUAUGGUGUUUAGCAAGCAGUCUUCUAUAAACGGAUGAAAUACCUUUAAAAAAAGCAUUGUUGACACAUGGAGCCUUUUUGGUUUUAUUUUAUUAAUUCAGCAGUUUUUUCCCCCAUGUGAAUGUCCAUGUACAUAUAUGGGAGGGAUGUAUGCGAGCACUGUGUGUAGUCCUUUGUGCACAUGCAUAAAUGUAAAAUGUGUAAACAUGUGAUGAUAAUCAGAAAGAGUGACACCCUACCCAUACUCCAGGAAAAUGAAAUUUUUAACUUCUUGGUAGCUAUCAUGGGGAGCUGUAGCCCUAUGCUCCACUGGGUGUAAAAUGGAAUAAUAAUAAGCUAUCACAGUGGGGAAGGAUUGGGGGGCUGGUGAAACUGACCCUAUUUUGUGCAACACAGAUACUUAACACAAAUGAUUCUUGAAAGAAAAGAUGUGCAUCUAUUGAUGCAUUGGAAAUGUCUCGUAGGAUGAUUGCUUAGGAAAACUACAUGUAUUCUGUUUCUCAUUAUUAAGAUUUUAUAUCUUGUUCUUAACUUUCAAGUUCAUGUUGUUAUUUAUUUCUUUGCAGUCAGAAUUUUUCCUUUUCGAGUAUUUUUCUUAAUACUAAUCUUUCAAGUUUGUUCUUGGAAGCAGUAUAGGUCAGUUCUUCUUGGUACAUAAAGGAGGCACAGAUUUGUUUUCUACUCAUGUAGUCUUGGCAUCAUAUUUAUUAUUAAUAGUUCAAACCAAGGUGUCAUUCUGCCUUGUUGAGACUAACACACUGCUUAUUCGUUUCUUUGUAAUUACAGUACUGGCCUCACAGUUACCUCCUCUGACCUUUCCCCUUCUCCAUACACACACUCCCUCAACACCUGCACACCCACCCCACCCCUAAACACUCUAAGAAACAAGAGCAUAGCUCAGCCUGCAGGUUGCUGUACUGCUGGCAUCAUCAUCAUCAUUCAUUAUUAUAAUGUGUGAGUGCCUUUGGUGUUGCCGAAAAAAAAAAUCUGAGAAUGUAAGAAAAUACUGAUGACCCAUCCAAGUGUUCAGUUUUUUCCUCAAGAUUUUACAAAGACCACAAAGUGACCAGAGACCAAACAAAAUGUCUGUUGUAUCUGAAAAACAUAUAGGUGAUCUUUCCAUUGAAAAACAAAGGAUCUUAUGCAACUUUUCUUAUGUCCCAGUUUUUAUUUGAAAUGUUAUUUAUUUUUUGUACAAAACGUAUAUAGACAUUUGGCUCAGCAUAAACCCUAAAUACACAGCAUUGUUGUCUUUUCCACCUCUCUCUCCCCUCCAUCCCCUUAGACUUUUUGAAGAUCCCCCAUCAUAACCUUGUACACUAAAUAGGUUAAAGAGUUCUUACCUGACAACACAUCAUCAUUAUCAUUGACUGUGCAGCUAUUUUCAGUUCUUUGAAAUGAAUCCAGAUAUAUUCAAAUUUACCUUGGAACCGAUGGAAUUCUAAUUGCAACAUAGCAUGCUGGUAAAAACAUCGAGUGCUGGUCAGCGAAAGUUAAAGCAAGAUCUCAGUCAAUGCUGGUCAGAAAUCUGGAGUGUUAGCCGCAUCAGUUUGAUGCCGCUAUAGGUUCUGUAUAUUCACUUGCUACCAGGAUUACAAAUGACACAAGUUUGUCAAGGUUACAUAAAAAGCAUCUUCUGGUUGGUUCACAUUGCAAAAACAGCUUUGUGAAACUGGCCAGUGGUGAUGAUCAAGUGCAAAGAUCACAAACCAGAAAGCACGUGGGUAAUAUCUGUGUACUGGAGGGUCAAGUUUAUCUUCAAAGUGGGUUAAAGUGCAAACAGGCUGAGACCCUGGGAAAUGCAAGAUAAUCUUGAGGUCUCUUGCUUGCACCAGUUUAUAGUUAUAAUGCCUGAGAGCUCCUUAAGGCUCUAGUCAUGACUUAAGCAACCUCUGGGGUGGCUGUCCUGUGGUCUGUAGGAAGACUAUCAUAACUUACACAGAAAUCAGCCAGCAGCAGCUGUAAACACAAAAGUGCUACUAAAAUUUACAAGUUUGCAGUUGUCAGUACUUGAUUCUUCAGUAGUGUUGAUGUCACGAACAUCAUAAACCAAGAAACCUGUUUUUUAAGUACUGUAGAAGCUUUACAUUUGACUUAACAAAUCAGAAAGUAAAUUUUGUGGGUAUGUGUUUUCCUGUUUGGAACAUUUCCUGUGUUGAUAUUGUUUGCAUAAGUUUUUCAAAUGAUUCUGCAUUGCUAUAGAGUUGUAAAUCUUGCUUGGAAGGAAAAAAAGAUGAAUAUUUCAGAUAUUUUUUUUUUUAUUGUAUGGUUUUUCACUUUAUAACUGAAUGAAUUGCUUUUUAAACUGCCUACUCUUCGUUUCCAUUACGCCAAUUGUCUCCUCAUCUCAGACCGACGGAGAAAAUGUUUCUCCUAAAUGGCCAUAGCUGCCAGUUAGUAAAGUAUUUCAAGAAACUGAAGAAUCAUGGUAGAACAUUUCAUUGUAAAGAUCAUCUCACAGACACGAGGUGUCCAUAUUGAUGAAAUUAAAGAAAUUAUUAUAAA